Cucumis sativus (cucumber) is the source of this 1215-nucleotide messenger RNA. It is a transcript of the gene PIP2-4, whose product is annotated as aquaporin PIP2-7-like. Lineage: Eukaryota; Viridiplantae; Streptophyta; Magnoliopsida; Cucurbitales; Cucurbitaceae. Gene Ontology annotation, molecular function: water channel activity. The record is from RefSeq and is marked provisional. Gene Ontology annotation, biological process: transmembrane transport. Gene Ontology annotation, cellular component: plasma membrane.
AUGGGGAAAGACGUUGAAGUUGCUGAGCAAGGUGAAUUCCAAAGCAAAGACUACCAAGACCCACCUCCCGCCCCUCUUAUCGAUCCCGAAGAGCUCACCAAAUGGUCCCUUUACAGAGCCGCCAUCGCCGAGUUCAUCGCCACUCUCCUCUUCCUUUACGUCACCGUUUUGACCGUUAUUGGUUACUCCCACGGAAGGGCCACUGACGCUGAUCCCUGUAGCGGCGUUGGCAUCCUCGGUAUCGCUUGGGCCUUCGGUGGUAUGAUCUUCAUUCUUGUUUACUGCACCGCCGGUAUCUCCGGUGGCCACAUUAACCCUGCUGUCACUUUCGGCCUUUUCUUGGCUCGUAAAGUCUCUCUGGUUCGUGCUCUGUUAUACAUCAUUGCUCAAUGUGCCGGUGCUAUUUGCGGCUGUGGCUUGGUUAAGGCCUUCCAAUCUGCUUAUUAUGUUAGAUAUAAUGGUGGUGCUAACAUGCUUAGCGAUGGUUACAACAAAGGAACUGGGUUAGGUGCUGAAAUUAUUGGGACUUUUGUUCUUGUUUACACUGUUUUCUCUGCUACUGAUCCCAAGAGAAACGCCAGAGAUUCUCACGUUCCUGUUUUGGCUCCUCUCCCAAUUGGGUUUGCCGUGUUUAUGGUUCAUUUGGCUACAAUCCCCAUUACCGGAACUGGAAUUAACCCUGCUAGAAGUUUCGGAGCUGCUGUCAUUUUCAACAAAGAGAAAGCCUGGGAUGAUCAAUGGAUCUUCUGGGUUGGACCAUUUAUUGGAGCUGCAAUUGCUGCAAUUUACCAUCAGUAUGUGCUCAGAGCUGGCGCCAUUAAAGCUCUGGGAUCUUUCAGGAGCAACGCUUGAAAAUCCUUCAAUGGAAAUAUAUUUAAUUGGUUUCUCCCAGAUUGUGUUUUGUUUUCUUCUUGUUUUUGGGGUUCUCUUUUUUUCUCUCUUCUCAAUAGACUUUCAAUGGUUGAAUCAGAACUCAAUUCUUGCUGCUGCUCUGCUCUCAUCUUGCCUUUGUUCGUCAUGGAAUUGAGCUCUACAAGAAGUUUAAAUUAUUGGCCCUGGAAAUUGUACAUAUUUCCAUUUCUCUCCCCUAAAAAAAAGAAAGAAAAAGAAAAAAAGAAAAGAAUUGGGGCUCCUGUUAUUCAUGUAUUUUUCUUUCGUGUUUCAUCCUUAUCCUUUGUUUUUUAUUUAAUAAAAGAAUCUCCUCUAUUAUGUUCA